Molecule: messenger RNA, 462 nt
Organism: Cryptomeria japonica (Japanese cedar)
Lineage: Eukaryota; Viridiplantae; Streptophyta; Pinopsida; Cupressales; Cupressaceae
Exons: 2
Coding region: 5-445 (146 amino acids)
Source: RefSeq, a predicted model, not a curated record
UCAAAUGAGAGAAGAAGAAAAAACAACAAUGGAGUGCAGUCUGUGUGGGGAUGUGGGCUUCCAGAUUUAUCUAUUCCAAUGCACAAAAUGCUUAACUCGUUUCCAGCAUCAAUAUUGCAGCCGCGCAUAUUAUGAGAAUCUAUCAGUUGAGAGUAUCAGAGAAGUGUGCGACUGGUGUUUCAGUAUUCAAGAGGAGGAUGAAGUUUCUGAUGAGAAGCUUAUCACUAGGGAUUCUGAUAAAAGAAAAAGAAGUUCUGCUGGGUUUGGAGAGCGUACAAACAUGACGCAUAAAAGAAAGGGCAACAAAAAUUUGAGAAAACCUUGUGUUGAAAUUGAUGGACAGAUAUCCAAAUUUCUGAAAGAAAAGGAAAGGCCUGAAUCAACAGACAGUACGAAAAGGAAAAAUAGGAAGAGAUAUAAGCUCCUUGAUGAAAUUCUGUCUUGAUUGGAAUAGAUCUCAAU